Messenger RNA from Dovyalis caffra, 1218 nucleotides. The record is from the annotation of a GenBank genome assembly. NCBI's taxonomy places the organism in Eukaryota, Viridiplantae, Streptophyta, Magnoliopsida, Malpighiales, Salicaceae.
AUGCAAAGGGUUCGAUUAUCAUCCCAACAGGCACUGGUACAUAAACUGGGGGAUUCUCAGAUUACAUUAUCCCCCAAGUUUAGAGUAGCUGUGAUCCAAUCUUCUUUGUUAAACCCUUCACCUGAGUUUGAGUUGUCUCUGCAAUAUGAGCCUCUUAUUCCUGGGCUUCCUGAUGAUAUUGCAAUCAAUUGUCUUCUCCGCGUUCCAGUCCAGAACCAUGCAGCAUGCAGAGCCGUUUGUAAGAGAUGGCAUUUAUUGCUUGGUAAUAAGGAGCGAUUCUUCACGCGUAGAAAGGAAUUGGGUUUCAAGGAUCCUUGGCUCUUUGUCUUUGCUUUCCGCAAGUGCACUGGAAAGAUCCAGUGGCAGGUUUUAGACCUUACCCACUUUUCUUGGCACACUAUUCCUGCAAUGCCUUGUAAAGACAAGGUCUGCCCUCAUGGAUUUAGAUGUGUUUCAGUAGCUCAGGACGGUACACUCUUUGUUUGUGGUGGUAUGGUCUCUGACGUUGACUGUCCCCUUGACUUGGUCUUGAAGUAUGAGAUGCAAAAGAAUCGUUGGACUGUGAUGAAUCGGAUGAUUACAGCUAGAUCUUUUUUUGCUAGCGGGGUAAUUGAUGGGAUGAUAUAUGUAGCAGGAGGCAACAGCUCUGACCUUUUUGAGCUUGACUCAGCAGAGGUUUUGGAUCCUGUGAAAGGGAAUUGGCGUAGAAUUGCAAACAUGGGAACAAAUAUGGCAUCUUAUGAUGCAGCAGUUCUUGAUGGGAAACUUCUUGUGACAGAAGGGUGGUUGUGGCCAUUCUUUGUCUCUCCCAGGGGUCAAAUUUAUGAUCCAAGAACUGAUAAAUGGGAGAAUAUGGCUGUUGGAUUGAGAGAAGGCUGGACUGGUUCAAGUGUGGUGGUCUAUGGGCGCUUGUUUGUGGUGUCAGAGCUUGAACGAAUGAAGCUCAAGGUUUAUGAUGCAGAAACUGAUUCUUGGGAAACCAUAGAAGGGCCUCCCUUACCGGAACAAAUUUGUAAACCAUUUGCUGUCAAUGCUUGUGAUCGCAAAAUCUAUGUCGUGGGUCGGAAUCUUCAUGUUGCUGUGGGUCAUAUCUCUAGGCUGCAGCAAAAGGGGAUUUGUGAGAAAAAAUGGAGCUUCAGUGUUAGAUGGCAUGUGGCGGAUCCACCUGAUAGUUUCUGUGACUUGACACCUUCAAGCUCUCAGGUUCUUUUUGCUUAG